AUGGCAAGCAUCGAAGUUGGAAAUGACGAACAACUACCGAAAGAGGAUACGGUUAUGCCCAUGAGUAUCGCAGCAAAUAAAGAUGAGGACGUUAAUACAAACCCGACAUCCGUCCCAAAUGAGAAGACGCUCGGAGCUAAACCCAGAAAACCUAGAGCUCCCAAAGUAACAGCAAAGCCGAAAUCGAAACGCAUUCCACUCCGAACGGCAAGGAAGCGUGCUAAUUUUCACUGUGGGAGUUGCAACGAACGGGACAGCAGCAGAAUGGUAAUGUGUGACCAGUGCGAGGUCUGGUACCACUUCUCCUGCGUAGAGGUUACCUCCGGUGUGGCCAAUCAAACCAAUUGGGAGUGCCCGCGAUGCGAGGCUACAAUCAAUCGACGAAAAUCAAUAAGGAAUGAGCAAAAGACUCUAGUUCAGCGCCAAGAGCUCAAACUUAAUCCAGAUCCCGAGGUACAAUCAAUAAGUAGUAGAAAAAGCUCCCGUAGCGAGUCUAUGAAGAUUGCCGAGCUCCGUCUGCAGAAGCUUAAAGAACUUGCGGAACUAAAACAGCAAUACAUUGAGCAAAAAUUUACGAUUCUGGAGGAGGCAGUUAUGGAAGGAAGUGAGGUCGAUGUCGAUAGUAAAAUAGAUAAAAUGUCGGAAAUUGAAGAAUGGAUAGGUAACAUUAACUUGGGCGGAGAAGAUUUUGGAUUACGUGUCGAAGACGACCGAAUUGAAGAAGGAAAACAUAAACAAGGCAAACAAAUUCCAAGCCGAAACAAAAGGGUUUCCGUACCACGUAAUUUCAAUCCGGAAAAGCGUUCGACUCCGUUAGCCAGACCUAAUAUGUUACAACCACUAAUACAACCAACCGACUGUGGAGAUAACGAUAUUUGCCUGCUAAAUAAAAGUCAAUUAGCAGCACGACAAGCGCUAGCGAAGGAUUUACCUGAGUUCGACGGGAGCUCCGAGGACUGGCCCCUUUUUAUUUCGACCUUUAACUCGUCAACUCAGAUGUGCGGGUUCACAAACGAAGAAAAUAUGCUGAGACUCCGCAAAUGUCUCCGAGGCAAGGCAUUUGAGGCCGUUAGGAGCCGUUUGCUUCAUCCAGAUCACGUUACGAGUGUGAUGUCAACACUGAAAAUGGUCUUUGGACGACCCGAAGCAAUUAUCAAUGCGAUGAUAUCCAAAAUAAGAAUACAUGCUCCGCCGAUUCUCGAAAGGAUGGAGUCCAUCGUAAACUUCGCUCUAACGGUGGAAAAUUUGCGUGCUAACAUAGAAGCCUGUGGUGUACCGGAUUUCGCCUACAAUGCUACGCUGCGUUCCGAGUUAGUUAAUAAACUCCCGCCUGCCCUGCAGCUUCAAUGGGCUAGACAUUCUAGAGAAAUCAUGAGCCCUUCAUUGCUACACUUUAGUAGCUGGUUGUACACCGUAGCGGAGGAUGCGAGUACAAUUAUGACGUCCAAUCCUACCAGCAAGGCCCGGCGAGAUAAAAAGGAAAGCUAUCUGCACUAUCAUGAGGAACAAAGUGAUGAAGAACCGUGUCAAAACAAAAUCGUGGAGAGUGCAAGCCUAACUCAUCAAGAAGUAAAACAAAAAUCGUUGGAGCUCUGUCGGAUAUGCUCCGGGCGCUGCAUCGCAGUAUCCAAAUGUGCAACUUUUUUGGCAUUGGACUUCGAAACUAGAUGGGAGUUAGUAAAGGAACGCAGACUGUGUCGCAAGUGUCUAAACAGGCAUAAUGGACCCUGCAGACAACGAAGAAAGUGCGGGACAGGGGGAUGCAACUACUUGCAUCACCACUUGUUGCAUAAUCCUAACAAUCUUGGGACGAGUCCACCCACAACAGAAACUGAAGAACGAAGUUGUAAUACUAAUCAAUUCGGCAAAAACGAAGUAUUGUUCAGAAUCAUUCCAGUUAUUCUCCAAAGUACUACUAAAACGCUGCAUACCUUCGCCUUUAUUGACGAUGGUUCUGAAAUUACUUUAAUGGAGGAUAAAAUCGUCAAGGAACUUGAACUGGAAGGACCAGUACAAAGUUUAUGCCUGAAAUGGACCAGCGGAACAACGCGAACAGAAAACUCGAGGAAGGUGAAUCUGACUAUUUCUGGAGCCGGCGGACAGAUGAAAAAAUAUUCGAUCUCUAACGUUAGAACCGUUAAGUCCCUAGACAUCAGACCUCAAACUCUGAAUAUGUUAGAACUAGGGAAUCGCUUCAAGCAUCUGCAAGACGUCCCGAUAACAUCCUACAAAGAUGCGUGUCCCAGGAUUCUAAUAGGUCUAGAUAACGCCCAACUAGGGAAUCCCUUAAAGAGCAGGGAAGGGAAAUUUGAAGAACCGAUAGCCGUCAAGACACGUCUAGGGUGGGCGGUCUAUGGUAAUUGCUCCAAUGAAUCCAGUACAACUCCGUACAUCAACCACCAUUCCGUUAACCAAUGCUCCUGCGAGAAAAGUUGCGAUCAAGACCUUCACGCGGCCAUGAAAAAUUUCUUCGCCAUUGAAAGCUUGGGACUGAUUAAAUCCACUUCUGCCUUUAUGUCAAGAGAGGACCAAAGGGCAAUUUCCCUACUCGAAACGCACACCCACACUAAGAAUGGUCAUUACGAAACUACACUUUUAUGGAAGUACGACCACUGCCGUCUGCCCGAUAGUAAGCCUAUGGCGCUAAGCCGAUGGGAAUGCUUGGAAAAACGAUUAAGGAAAGAUGCAACUUUGGCUAAGGUACUGAACGAUAAAAUCAACGAUUAUGUUGAGAAAGGUUAUGCACGUCGUUUAUCCACUGAGGAACUAGCAGAGAGGCAUCAGAAAAUUUGGUAUUUGCCAAUUUUUCCAAUCACCAACCCAAACAAACCUGGGAAGACGAGAUUGGUCUGGGAUGCCGCCGCCAAGGCUCACGGAAUUUCGCUUAACUCUCUGUUAUUAAAAGGACCCGACCAAUUAACCUCUCUUUUUGCAGUACUGUUGAAGUUUCGAGAAUACAAGGUUGCGGUGUGCGGAGACAUCCGCGAAAUGUAUCACCAGGUCUUGAUCCGGAAAGAGGACCAAAACUGCCAACGCUUCUUCUGGGGUAGAGACGAGGAUACAAACCUACCAUUCACUUACGUCAUGCAAGUGAUGACAUUUGGAGCAUGCUCGUCCCCAUGUACAGCGCAAUUCAUAAAAAACCGAAACGCAGAGAAGUACAUGCACCAAUAUCCGGCUGCAGCUAAUGUCAUAAUCACCAAUCAUUACGUUGACGAUAUGUUGCUUAGCGUCGAAGGUGAAACGGAGGCAAUCGAAUUGACCAACCAGGUUAGAAUGAUUCACCGUAACGCAGGUUUCGAACUGAGGAACUUUAGAUCAAACAAGACUUCUGUAUCCGCCGCUCUGGAAGGCCGAUCUGAAUCCGUCGAAUCGAGAGAAAUCGACAUGGAUGUGGGGAGAGAAGGAAGCACCGACAAAGUACUUGGAAUGUGGUGGGACACGUCUGCCGAUUGUUUCACGUUUAAGGUGUCGCCAAGAAUGGAUCCUGCAAUCUUAUCCGGCAACCGUAUACCAACAAAGCGUGAAGUUUUGCGAACUCUCAUGCAAAUAUUCGACCCCUUGGGGUUGAUAGGCCACUUUCUAAUGUUCCUCAAAUGUUUGCUUCAGGAAAUUUGGAGAUCGUCGGUUGGAUGGGACGAUCCCAUAGGAGAUAGCGAGUUUCAAAAAUGGAAACGCUGGCUGGAAAUUCUCCCAACCAUGACUGAAGUCAAAAUCCCUCGUUGCUACCGUUCGUUCGUGCCGAUUACCACUCAAACAGACGUACAGCUUCACACUUUCGUUGAUGCUAGCGAGAACGGCAUGGCUGCUGUUGCUUAUUUAAGAUUCGAAAACAACGGAGCAGUGGAAUGCGCAUUGGUGAGCUCUAAAACUCGAGUCUCGCCUCUUAAAUUUCUUUCAAUACCUCGGUCUGAACUGCAGGCAAGCGUGAUAGGAGCUAGACUCUCAAACGCUAUUAUAGGUUCAUCUUCAAUCAAAGUGAAUAAGCGAUAUUUCUGGACAGACUCUAAAACAGUACUGUGUUGGCUAUCGUCAGACCAUCGGAAAUAUAGCCAAUAUGUUUCGCAUCGAGUUAGCGACAUCUUAGAGUCCACCGAGCUGUCUGAAUGGUGUUGGAUUCCGUCCAAAUUAAAUGUAGCUGACGAUGGCACUAAAUGGAAAGUUUACCCGGAUUUCAAUAGCAGCAGUAGGUGGUUUCGAGGCCCAGAGUUGUUAUCACGUCCGACAGCUGAAUGGCCCCUGCCGGAAAAAGCUUUCUUAUCGACGGAUAUUGAACUGCGACCUCUUGUCCUCCAUCAUCACGUUUUAUCAUCUGCCCUUAUUCCCGUGGAAAAUUUUUCAUCCUGGACUGUACUUCUUCGAAAAACGGCUUACGCUCUUCGAUAUAUUUAUAACCUGCAACGAACUGCAAAACAACGACCAAUUCUUGUCGGGCCACUUGCUCGCGAAGACUUACUCAAGGGGGAGCAGUAUCUAUUUCGAUUGGCCCAAAGUUCAGCAUACUCAGCGGAAGUCGAGCUUCUCAUCAAUCAAAAAUCCCAUGGCUGGAAAAGUUGCAUUCCACGGAAAAGCCCACUGUUCAAGCUUUGUGCCUUCGUAGACGAAGAUAAGGUGUUAAGAAUUCGUGGCCGUAUAUCUUUAUGUGAGUUUGCUCAGCCAGACACGAAAAAUCCUAUUAUUCUUCCGCGCAAACAUCACAUUACUCGGCUAAUCGUUUUAAAUAUUCAUUCUGUAUAUCAUCAUCAAAACCACGAAACCGCGAUAAACGAAAUCCGCCAGCGUUAUUACAUUUCGGGCCUACGAUCAUUAUAUAAAAAUAUUCGAAAAGACUGUCAGGUGUGUAAAAACCAGCGCGCGAAACCACAGGCUCCUUUGAUGAGCGAACUACCACUCGGUCGACUAUCGGCGUACACGCGCCCUUUUUCCUAUAUGGGCAUCGACUACUUCGGACCUAUGCUAGUGGUCAAUGGUCGUAAACAAGAGAAAAGGUGGGGCGUGUUAGCCACCUGCCUCACUAUAAGGGCUGUACAUUUACAAGUGGUACAUUCGUUAACGACAAGUUCGUGUAUAAUGGCCAUACGCAACAUCAUGAGUAGAAGAGGAAUUCCUAUUUGCAUCUAUAGUGAUCGAGGCACAAACUUCAUUGGAGCGGAUAGGGAACUUAAAUCAGUUCUCAAAGACGUAAAUCAGAACAGAUUAAUGGAAGAAUUUACUUCGCCAGAUACACAAUGGAGCUUUAACCCACCGGCGUCCCCUCACAUGGGAGGGGCAUGGGAAAGACUCAUCCGUUCAGUAAAACAGAACAUGGCUAAACUGAACCCUAACCAUCGUCCAAACGAUGAAAUUCUUGAGAAUAUGUUGGUAGAGAUUGAGAAUAUAGUUAACUCGCGACCACUUACACAUGUGCCUAUUGAAGACAGCACUUCUUUGGUGUUAACCCCUAAUCACUUUCUAGUGGGUUCGUCUAACGGUUUGAAACCAUGGGUUCCUUUCGAUGAUAGUUCCACUGCAGUCCGUAGAUCGUGGCAGCUGUCACAGAUGAUGGCAAACGUAUUCUGGAGACAUUGGGUCCACGAUUACCUUCCAACUUUGACCCGAAGAUCAAAAUGGUUCGAGGAUACCAAGCCUAUUGAAGUCGAUGAUAUUGCAAUCAUCGUAGACCCAAAUCUACCGCGCAAUUGUUGGCCAAAAGGACGCAUUAUCGCAACAAACGUUUCACCUGACGGCCGCCGAAGAUGGGCAACCAUACAAACAUCAACUGGGGUUUAUAAUCGCCCAGUAGCGAAGCUUGCAAUCUUGGACAUCGGCGUUAGAGAAGCAGCGACACCAGUUGGGAACUCGUGCACUCCGGGGGGGACUGUUACUCGCACCGAGCCAACAUUGAACCCAUCGCUCCCCUAUCAACUACGAAACGAAGUGAAAACAAGUUCGCCUACAGCAACACCCCUGACAGGUACAGCAACGGAACGUCAGUAA
Molecule: messenger RNA, 5976 nt
Organism: Uranotaenia lowii
Lineage: Eukaryota; Metazoa; Arthropoda; Insecta; Diptera; Culicidae
Exons: 1
Coding region: 1-5976 (1991 amino acids)
Biological process (GO): DNA integration
Molecular function (GO): nucleic acid binding
Source: RefSeq, a predicted model, not a curated record